Messenger RNA from Mugil cephalus (flathead mullet), 4531 nucleotides. RefSeq names its product neuronal pentraxin 2a (gene nptx2a). The coding region runs from base 527 to 1879 and encodes 450 amino acids. The transcript has 5 exons. The record is from RefSeq and is a predicted model, not a curated record. NCBI's taxonomy places the organism in Eukaryota, Metazoa, Chordata, Actinopteri, Mugiliformes, Mugilidae.
UCCACAUAAUAAUCUGACUGAGCAGCGUCGCUGUCUUUUCAGCACCACUCACUGACAAGCCAACCAACCAGAGAGGGAAGACGGACAAAACCGUGUUGGCUGCAACAUUCUUGGAUUUUUCUUUUAUUCUUUUUUUUCCUUUUUCUUUUAAAGAUACCAAACCAACAUCUUUCUAAGAGAAGGAAUUAUCAAAUUCAGAUUCGAAUCUGCCGAGUUUCCACCUGCUGAAAGAAUUUAGAGUUAUUGGAGAAUUUCUUUUUGAGAGAAGACCGACCAUGUGGUUAGUGGAUGUAUAACGUUUUCACUGCGGAUUCUGGUUUCGGGUUUUUUUGGCAUGGUUACACCAGAAAAGAAAGUUUGAGCGUUUUUAACACUCCUUGGAAGUCUAGAGAAAUGUCCGCGACAACUUGAAUUAAUGAGCUGCGUUUGAAAUAAGUUUAUUAUCUUUACGGGGGACUUUCGUGCGUUUAUUUUUUUAAUUUAGGCUUUGCUUUCCAUAUAUAUUUGUGUGUUCUAUCGUGCCGGAAUGCUUGCUUUAGUGGUUGGGCUGUUGUAUCUGGUCAGUGGACGCACGGUGCGAAGCCAGGACGCUACAGGUAGCCGCUUCGUGUGCAACGCUAUUCCUCCGGGCGCAGAGCCCGGAUGCGGUUACGGUCCGACGGGGAAUCGCGUCCAGAGCAGCAGCUCCGUGGAGGACGAGCUGCGGAACACGAUCAUCCAGCUCCGGGAGACCAUCCUGCAGCAGAAGGAGACCAUCGUGAGCCAGCAGGGAACCAUCAAGGAGCUCAACUCCAAGCUGGCGCGCUGCGAGGCUGCGGCCGAAGAGUCGUCGCAGGGCAAAGCCCGGGGUCAGGGCUCCAGACGGAAGGAGUACGGCAAGAACACCAUGGGGGAUUUGCCCCGGGACCCCGGCGAGACUAUAGACCAACUGGGCAAGACAAUGCAGAGUCUCAAGGGUCGACUGGAGAACUUGGAGCAGCAGAGUUUGCGUCUCCCCAGCACAAACGUGUCGACUACCGGAGGUGUCUCGGCCCUGUCUCCCCUGCCGCCAGAGCUCCGGGAGUUGCUCCGGCAACGUCUGGGGGCGCUGGAGACCCAGCUCCUCCGGAAGGUGGCCGAGCUGGAGGAGGAGAAGAGCCAGCUCUACAAUGAAACGGCGGCCCACCGCCAACGCACCGAGAGCGCGCUCAAUUCCCUCCUGGAGAGGAUCACAGAGCUGGAGAAAAGUAACAACGCCUUCAAGUCACCCGAAGAUUUCAAGGUGUCCCUCCCUCUCCGUACCAACUACCUGUACGGACGCAUCAAGAAGAGCCUCCCGGAGAUGUAUGCCUUCACCGUGUGCAUGUGGCUCAAGUCCAGCGCCACUCCCGGCAUAGGAACUCCGUUUUCCUACGGCGUGCCCGGCCAGGCCAACGAGAUAGUCCUCAUAGAGUGGGGGAACAACCCAAUUGAGCUGCUAGUUAAUGAUAAGGUGGCCCAGCUCCCCCUGUCAGUGAGUGACGGCCGCUGGCACCACAUAUGCAUCACCUGGACGACCAGAGACGGCUUCUGGGAGGCUUACCAGGAUGGCGAGCGUCUAGGCACCGGGGACAACCUGGCCCCCUGGCACCCAAUUAAACCUGGAGGGGUGAUCAUCCUGGGCCAGGAGCAGGAUGUUGUCGGGGGCCGCUUUGAUGCCACCCAAGCCUUCGUGGGCGAGCUGAGCCAAUUCAACAUGUGGGACCGAGUGCUUAGGCCCGUGGACAUUGUGGGCCUGGCCAACUGCUCGGCCUACAUGCCGGGCAACGUGGUCCCCUGGAUCGACGCCAACGUGGAAGUGUUCGGCGGCGCGAGCAAAGCCCCUCUGGAGAUCUGCGAAGACCGCGCUUUCGAUUCCUAAAGGGGACGCGACGAAUCGGGCGCGGCCGGCCGGGAUGACGGAGCUAAGGACUGUUUGCUGCUUCCGUCGAGCUCCGAAGGCCGAGGGAGACAUUUUCACGCAUUUCUGUGGCCCGACUCCGUAAGUCAGGCUCCAUGUUUACCGGACCCGCGAGUCCAGACACUUUACGGGAGACUCCAAAUUAGUCCUUUCAUCUGAAGAAGAUUUAAUGUUGCAUCAGUCCGCCUGCAAUACAUGACCUGCUGUCAUUUCGUGUUUUUCAGUGGAUCAGCUGUCUCGUUUGACUUUUGCUUUGAAGGCAGCUCCCCUCGGUUGCACUCCCUCUCGUGGCGCCGCCGCGCUGCAUUUGUAACGAAGCGGCGGCCGGCUUUUAGAUGCACCACUUCUGGUGCGCUCCACGCUGUGGGCUCCGCCGCCACCGCUUGCUUGAAGAGCGGCGAGACGCGGAGGUGCAGUGAAACGAGGCUGGAGUUCAAAAGUGGACAUGAACCGCCCACCCUCGCCGUUGAUUAUCUUUUGAGGCUUUCCAGCGCGGCAGGCCGUCCGAAUAUUAUGCAUGAGCCCGAGCAAACAGCGAAAGUCGGCCCAGAAGGGCCAGCACAUGCACGGGGAGCUGGCGACGUUACGUAAGACGGCGCCCGUAUGUCCGCGCACGUAUGGCUCGUCUUGCGUGUAAAAAGAUCAGAGAUUACGAGGGGAGGGAGGGAGGGACAUUUUCAUUCUUGUAAAUCUAUGCUUAAUACCUCGCUGCCCCUUGAGCAGCUGCCAUAUCCCAAACAGCUUUAUGGAUGGGGCCGGCUCUGCUCAGGUUAAUGGCGGCGUCGGACAGCUGCCCGGGACUGGCGACUCUGCAGAGAUGCGGACGCCAGCUGAGGGGCUCAGCGAGGGCAGGGGCUGGGUUUGACCUUCAAGUGCAAUCCCUAAUUCCUCAUCUGGGUAGUAAUUACGUGUGAUUGUGAAUGAGUGUUUGGCGGUGAGCAGCCCCCCGCUCCCGCAGGGGUUCCUUCUACGCUAAGUGUGUCACAGUUGAUAAAAUAUUGAGAUGCAGAGGGAAAGUCAAAUGAGAGCGGCACUCUGCGGAUGUGAUGAAUAUCAAUAUCAGAGGGAGUUUGGUCUUUAUUGCCUCACGCUGACAUGGAUAUGUUAGAUAUUUAUAAAAAAUAAAAAAAAAACUACUGAUCUGAUGGAAUGGAUUUUUGGCAGUGCAGGGCGACGCCUUUUUCGCCGUUUAAAUUAAACGCCAGCUCUCAAUGUUGUGGUGGACGUUCGUUUCAGUGGCGUUUGUUUUUUCGAUCUGCUCUCGCAAAUGGAGUCGAAAAAAAAAAAAGACGUCAACUUUGGCCCCUUCGUUCUCUCUUUCCUUCUUGUGGACUUUCCUCGCUGAAUAGAGGCUCGCAUAAAAAAAAAAAGCCAUUAAAACGCUUCUAUUUAUAUUUGGUUAAAAAAAAAAUAGGAAGAAGAAAAUAAAUAAAUAAAAGAACCAACUAUGAUGCAGUAGCUGACUGGACAGCACAGAAUGUUGCAAAAGUGAGAGCGCUCACAUAAAACUACGAGGACUUGUCGUGAUCGUUCCUCUUUUGAGUGUCUUUGUUAAUGUUUUAAUGUGAAAUCAAAGGAUUUCUUUUCCUGUAGAAGGUGUUUUUUUUUCUUUCUUGGCUUUUUCUGCUCAUGAUUUAUGUCCAUUAGCAGCACAUUAUGUAAAAAAAAAAAGAAAAAGAAGAAGCAGAGGUACUAAAAAUGCUUUGUUUAAAUUGUGUAUGGCCUUUUUCUUUUUUUUUUUUGGCAAGAACCACAUGUGCUUUUGCUUAUGGAUGGUUCAAAAUUCCAAGCUAACGUGCUAACGGCGGGAAGCUCAAGAAAAGACAAAAAUGUUUGCAGCCUUGCACUCUUCUGCCGUGCAUUUGAAUGUCCUUUUGCACCCUGAUAACAGAAAGUUACAGAGAUAAAACAGCAGUUUGAAGCAUGUUUUGAUAAAAAAAAAUAAAAAAACAACAAAAAUAAACUAUUGCACUGCAUUAGUGUUGUGUAACCCUGGCCGGAUGUCGUACGUGAACUGAUGUUUUCAGAUUAACAGAACUCUUUUAAUUUUACUGUAUCGUUCUGACCUCGGUUCAUUUCAUUUUUCACACAUACAUGUGUUUCUCUGGUCGGUGGCCGUAUCACUUCAUGGGGCUGGCCAUAAUACACAUGGAAGGACGCUUCCUGUCAUCUGGGCAAUGAAAUGUUGCCAGCGGUGGGGAAAUCCUCUGGACUGGCAGACGUCCAGGUGGAAAUGAAAAAAUCCGCCUGUGUGGAUUAUGGGAGCCGCUACAAUGUAGGACACUGUGAGCCUUCUGCAUUCUCCUCAAUGCUGUGAGCCGAUGCUGCUGCCAGUGUACUGAUGGUGACGCAGACACAGGCCCCUGUUUUGUUUUUUGUUCGUUGCUUUUUUUACUUUUUUCUUUCUUUUUUUUUUUUAAUAGAACAACAAUAUAAGGCCUGCAGCAGACAAUGUGGAAUAUGUGUGCGUUUUUCUGUUUUUUUAGCACAUUCUUUAUCUCUGUCAUUGCAUUGCUGCUGUAACACUGCACACCCUGAUGUUCUACAGUUUAAUUAUUUAACUAAACAAUUCAACUUUAAAUAAAUGAUAAAUACACUAGUUUGUGUAAAACA